CAGCCGUUAUUAAUUUUGUAUUAAUGAAUGUAGAUGUCGUAUUUUGUGGCAGUUUGCGUAUGCAUGGAUGUAUUGCACCAUACUUUUAGUUUUAUCAUCGUAUGUAAACAGCAGUUCUUAUGUUUUGACUAAUCGGCACUUGCUAGUCAAUGUUGAUAAACUAAAACACGCAAUGCAACUCAGACUCGGCCGUUAUUUCAAACUGUAAGCUUCACGAGGUAUUUGCUUCUAUUCCUAUGGAUACACCGUCUACUGUUGAUGCAAUUAACAUGUCUUUUUUAGCCUGUGGUCUGCUUGGAAGAUUUGCUGUACAGUUGACAUUGUCAGCGUCCAACAUGGUAAAACCACAGUUAGUUGAACCUUUGGACUAUGAAACAUUUAUCCUCAAGAACAAAACUAUUCUUCAAAAUGAUCCUCAGCGAGAAAUGUUGCUUUUUCCACUUGAUGAUGUAUUUCAAAUUACAGUCAAGAAGACAUCAAGGACAACAGUUUCAACCAUCCCACCUGGAGCUGAGAAAGAAGCCCAAUCCCUCUUUGUUCAGGAAUGCAUUAGGUCUUACACAGCUGACUAUAAGGUUGUCAAGUACAAGUACAGUGACUAUUCAGGAAUAUAUCUUCAACUACCUGUGAUUCCUAAGCCUACAAACCUUCAAGAUCAUGUGUAUGAAGUGGAUACAGAAGUUAAAGAUACGAUCAGUAUAGUGAAUAGUCAUAGUGGUAUCACCAAAGAAGGCUAUAUGUUAAAAGGCCCAGAAUCUGGCAGUGACAGUUUUAUAAGUUUAGCAACCAAGUCGUUUAAGAGAAGAUAUAUGACAUUACGCCAACAGGUAGAUGGUUCUCACAUACUAGAGUUUCAUAAAGAUGAACGUAAAACUGAGUCUAAAGGCACAAUAUGCAUGGAAUUUUGCAAUGCAGUCAUUCGAAACUCUAAACGAGGGAAGUUGAGCUUAGAGUUACGAAUGGCAGAUGGCCAUAAAUCUUACAUCCUAGCCACAGAGAAUGAAGCAGAACUUUUGGACUGGAUGAAUGUGUUAAGUACUGUAAUUGCUAGCAACAACAGUAAAGCAUCUGAAGAUGGGAGACGAAAAUCAACAGUUUCAUCUGAUAGCAGUUCUGAAAGUCUAGCUGUUACUCCACCUAUGUCUCCAAAUAUUUAUGGAACUCUAAAAAGUUUAGAACAUAGCAAAAAUCCAGAACUAGUCAAGUAUGCAAGGGAAACAGAUUUUACUAUUUCUCAAGCAAGGAAGGAAAAUCGCCAAAAUUUGUUUUCCAUAUAUCCUGAUUUACAAAGAAUAUCCAUGUCUUCCUAUCUGAUUGAGUAUGAACAAGAUGUUCAACCUUACAAAGAAGAGUUUGGAAUAAGAAUAUUUGUAAAAUGUGAAGAGGUCAGGUUCAGAUUGUUAACUCCUCUGGAUGGUGAGAGAGGGCCAUUGUGUCAGGUGGAGCCAUACAUUACAACUCUUGCUGUAUAUGAUGCAAAAAAGGGAAGAAAAGUGUCAGAAGAGUUUAGAUUUGAUGUCAAUCAUCCAUAUAUUCGAAACAUGCUUCCUAAAUCUGGAAAAAGACGUAAUGGACCAUCUAAUCACAGUGUAACUGCAAAUGGAGAAGGAGUUGGAACAAAAAUGACCUUACCUGUUCUUGCAGACUUAGGAGAGGAAUGGUUGACUUUUCCCAAACAGGCAAUCUUUACAGUACAAAAAGAGGAUCCAGAUCUUUACCUUGUUGUGAGGAUUGAAAAAGUUCUUCAGGGAGGAAUUACAAGUGCCUCAUUACCUUACUUAAAGCAGGGAGGAGGAGUAGGAGAUGGUCGGUUGGGCCUCAAGGUGCACAGACAAGUUCGAGCAUGUUGUCAGAGACUAGGUCACUAUCGAAUGCCUUUUGCUUGGGCAGCUAGACCGCUGUUUAAACCAGUAUCACUGGAACUGGACACCUCCUCAAUCAUCACUGCUGUUUACAGACAAGAAAGUUCCAAACUGUCCAAUGAUGACUUGAUAAAAAUGUUGGCAGAAUAUAAAAAGCCUGACAAAAUGAAACACUUAGUUAGUAUACCAGGAGAAAUCAAAAUAACUAUUAAGCAACUAAAAGAACCAAUACCUAAUACUCUAUCUUCAUCCCUGAUUCCUGUGCACCCAUUUCCUAUUCCACCAAUGCAUAAUCCAACAAUUGAGGUAGACCAAUUCCCCACAGAUGUGCCUAGUGAUAAUCAUCCUUUCACAAUAUAUAAAAAUCAUUUGUACAUAUUUCCUCGAAGUCUGAAGUUUGAUAGCCAGAAAAUAUUCACAAAGGCUAGAAAUAUUGCUUGUGUAGUGGAGCUGAGAGACAGUGAUGAGGAAGGAGCCAUUCCUUUGAAGUGUGUAUAUGGUCGGCCAGGAGAGCCUGUGAUCACCACCCAAGCUUAUACUGCAGUUAUUCACCAUAAUAAUUGUCCUGAUUUUUAUGAAGAGGUAAAAUUAGUUAUUCCUUCUCAUGUGCAUGAGAAGCAUCACAUCUUGUUCACAUUCUAUCAUGUGAGUUGUGAGCCUCCAAAAAAUUCUAAGCGUAGAGACAGUCCUGUUGAAAGUGUGGUGGGGUAUGUGUGGCUUCCUCUCCUGAGCAAAGGAAGGUUGAAUGUUGAUCAGCAUAAUUUGGCUGUGGCUUCACAUCUUCCAACAGGAUAUCUUUCCUGUGAACCUCUGGGCUUAGGCAAGGGAUUUAGUGGCCCUGAUAUUCGAUGGCUAGAUGGUGGAAAAGAGCUUUUUAAGGUGGAGUUGAAAUUGGUAUCUACAGUCUAUACCAAGGAUCUUCAUUUACAUAAUUUCUUUUUGCACUGUCAGAAGCUCCAAGAUACAAAAUUUGCAGACUCAGAAAUUAAAACUUUACUUAAGUCUUGGGGUCUAAGUUGUUUGGAUGUAGGAACAUGUCCAAGUUUUCCAUCUGUCUGUAGCAAGCCCCGUCCAGUAAGUGCACCUGUCUCGCAAGACAGUACCCCACCAGAGAAUGCCCGAACAUCAGUGGGUUCUGAGCUAGGUCGAGAACUGUCCAAGUUUGUCAAGGUUCAACAUGGGAUGGCCAAGAAUUUGAAGGCUCUUCAUGCUGUAGAUAUCAGUACCAUGAUUAACUUCCUGCCUGUCAUCUUUGCCCAAUUAUUCAGACUUCUAGUAGCAACAGCUGAUGAAGAAGUUGCCAGAAAUGCCUUACGUGUCCUUAUUCACAUUGUCAGCAGUGUCCAUGAUGCAGGGAAAGGAGACAUUCUCCAUUCUUAUGUUCAGUAUGUUUUUGUUGCUGAGAACAUCAACACAUCUGGUAAAUCCACCAUACACGAAGAGUUAACCAAGGCUCUGACUGCCAUACUCAGGCCUGCAAACACGGAUUUCCUGGUGAUCAAUAAGUUUUUAAAACAUUCGUGGUUUUUCUUCCAAAUCCUGACCAAGUCUAUGGCACAGCAUCUGUUGUCAACUGAAAGAAUUAAGAUGCACCGCCAUGAAAGAUUUCCAUCUGAUUAUCAAUACCGAAUUCAAGGGCUUCUCCAAGUUCUCAUGCCUAAUAUACUUCAGAAAUUCAAAGAUCUUCCUGAUGAAACAAGGCAUGUCAAUCAAAGCUUGGCCCAAUUCCUUAAGAAAUGUUUAAAUUUCAUGGACAGAGGGUUUGUUUUCAAGCUGAUCAAUUUCUACUUGGACAAGUUCAAUCCAGGCGAUGCAAGGAGUCUGCAAGAGCUGAAGUUUGAAUUUUUGGAUAUCAUAUGCUCCCAUGAGCAUUUUGUGGCUCUGAACUUGCCUGUCAUGAGAGGUAGUUUCACUAGAGGACAUACCAAAAACAUCAAAGAUUCCCAUGUUGCUGUAUGGGAUUAUGAACAAGAGUAUCGGCUUUCAGAAGAAUUUUGCCACCAUCAUUUUCUAGUGGGCACACUGCUACAAGAGGUUAGGGCUGCCUUGAGUGAAGUCAGGGAAAUUCGAUUGAUUGCUAUUCGUGUUCUUCGUAAUCUUUUUGCUAAGCAUGCUUUUGAUGACAGGUACCAGGGAAAGGCCCAGCAAGCAAGGAUAGUUUCUCUCUAUCUCCCCUUCAUCUCUAUUCUGUUGGAAAACCUAAACAGAUUGAACACUGGUGGUGAGGGUUUUCCUUCCCCACCUCCAGCUAGGGUAUCUCGAGAAAGCACUGGCUCUACAUCCACUUUAGUUCCUGAUAUACCAUCGGCCAACUCUACACCUACACCUAUGCCUCGUCGUAACACUCUUGUGUCUGAAGUUAGCCACUCUAGCUCCCAAAAAUCUGUUAUUAACGGAAGUACAAAAACUAACAGUAACCGUGAUUCCAGCUACCUGUCUAUGAUAGCAGGUCAAGUUCCUCUGUCACACCAAAGUGUAACAUUUGUCAAUGGGUCUAGUAGCUCAAUAGAAAGCAGUAGUUCUUCUACAGUGUCUUCAGUAUUUGAAAGAGAACCUGAAGCUGAUGUCCCUUUUAAGGAAGUUCGAACAUGUGGACAGAGCUUAUCAAAAAGCCAUGUUAGGUCUCAUUCAAUGCCAUUUGCAAGUACGGUGGGCCCUGUACGAUAUGACAAGUUAGAACCACAAGAAGUAAAAGACUUGCUCCUGUGCUUUUUGUAUAUUAUGAAACAUCUAAAUGAAGAGCUUCUUAUUGGUUGGUGGCAACACUGUACCCAAGAAAGUACUCUGGAUUUCUUUCACAUUCUUGAGCUUUGUCUUCAUCACUACAAAUAUGCUGGUAGGAAAAUCAUAGAGAACAGAAGACAAAUCUCUGGUCCCCCUGCUAAAGCCAUGACACUACCAGCCAGAACAGUUCCUCCAUCAUUUUCUGCAAGAUGUAACAGCUCCUGUAGUGAAACUCUUCCAAUGUCUUCAUCUUCAUCAGAAGAUGACAGUUUCUUUAGGGUUGUUCUGGAAUCUAACAUGGCAACUGAAGUUGGAAUGAUCACUCUUGAUGUGCUAGGGUUAUACACUGUUCACUUUAAAGAACUACUGCUUCACAAUGAAGGUGAUAAUUCAGUGAUGAAGAAAGUUUUUGAUAUUUAUCUCUCUUUCCUGCAAGUGGGCCAGUCGGAAAGUCUUCUCAAACAUUUGUUUGCUGCAUUACGAGCAUUCAUCAAUAAGUUUCCUGUUGCCAUUUUUAAAGGUAAUGCAUCACUUUGUGGAAAGUUGUGUUUUGAGUUGCUACGGUGUUGUAACUCCAAGCUCUCGAGUGUGAGAAAUGAGGCUUGUGCUUUGCUGUAUCUUUUAAUGAGGAGUAACUUUGAGUUCACUGGAAGAAAAGGUUUAACAAGAGUCCACUUGCAGCUGAUAGUAUCAGUAUCAAGACUACUAGGAGAAGCUAUAGGACUGAAUAAUGCCAAAUUUCAGGAGAGCCUGUCAAUUAUCAACAAUUAUGCCAAUAGCGACAAAGCAAUGCAGAAAACAGUAUUUCCAUCAGAGGUGAAGGACCUGACAAAAAGAAUACGAACUGUGUUGAUGGCUACAGUCCAGAUGCGAGAACAUGAGAAUGAUCCUGAGAUGCUGGUAGAUUUAAAGCAUAGUCUGGCUAAUAGUUAUGCUGCUACUCCUGCUUUACGGAAGACCUGGCUGGAAAGCAUGGCUCAGAAUCACAAGAAAGAUGGAAACUAUUCAGAGGCUGCUCACUGCUCCCUACAUAUUGCUGCCCUUGAAGCAGAGUGUCUAAAAUACAAAGGUAUAUUUCCUCGAGGAUGUCAGGCUUUUGACAGAGUUUCACCUAAUGUAGUUCAUGAUGAAUCAAAUGUAAAAGAAGAUGUUGGAAUGCAUGAUGAUGCUCAGUAUACAGAGGAUUCUCUGUUGGAAAGACUACAAGAAUGUGUUGAGUUACUACAGGAUGCUGAAAGGUAUGAGCUGAUAGCAGAAGUGUACAGACUAAGCAUCCCAGUUUACGAACACAGAAGGGACUAUGAGGCUCUAGCUUCUUGUUACAAGACUCUUCAAAAUGGCUACAAUAAAAUCGUAGAAGUAAACAGAACAGGGAGACGCUUGCUGGGAAAAUAUUAUCGAGUUGCUUUUUUUGGACAGCCUUACUUUGAAGAAGAGUCUGGUAAAGAAUAUAUCUACAAAGAACCUAAAGUCACUUCUCUUGCAGAAAUUUCUGAAAGACUCCAUCACUUGUUCUGUGAAAAGUUUGGAAAAGACAUAGUUAAGAUGAUCAUGGACUCAAAAGUUGUCAACCCUGAAGACUUGGAUCCAAAGUAUGCAUACAUUCAGGUGACACAUGUUACACCUUACUUUGAAGAAGUUGAGCUCAGUCAGCGACAAACUGAAUUUGAGCGUAACAAUGAUCUUAGAAGAUUUGUGUUUGAGACUCCAUUUACUCUUAGUGGCAAUAAAGCUCAAGGUAUUCCUGAGGAACAGUGUAAACGUCGCACAGUUCUUACUACUAUAAACUCCUUUCCAUAUGUAAAGAAACGCAUUCCUGUUUUCUCAAAAUCAACAAAAGUUCUUGAGCCUAUAGAAGUAGCAAUUGAUGAAAUGCAGGUGAGAGUAUGUGAGAUCCAAGAAGUUGUGUCCUUAAAACCUACUGACUUAAAGAAACUCCAGCUGAAGCUGCAGGGCAGUAUAAGUGUACAGGUAAAUGCAGGCCCUCUAGCUUAUUCUAGAGCUUUUCUUUCUGAGGAAAAUUGUGCCAAAUAUCCAAAAGAAAAGGUAGCCGGACUAAGAAGUGUCUUCAGGAGGUUUUUACAUGUUUGCCAAGAGGCCUUGGAACUAAAUAGUAGACUAGUAACAUCGGAUCAGUAUGAGUACCAUGAAAACCUGAGAAAAAAUUAUCAAAACUUAAUGGAAGCUUUGUCAUACUUGCUUCAUGAUAGAGGAAGUGGUAGAGAAGACAGAAAUGGAGAGCGAGGAAUCAUGAAGCUCAGACGUAUUUCAACUGGAAUGUUUCAUGAAAUUAGUGCCUCUUCUGAAACUAGCACUGUUUAACACAGAUGUAUUGAAGUGCAAAUUUAACCUUAUCUCUUGGUAUUAUGUUUCUGUGUGUUGAUGUGACAAGUGCUGAAAAAAUGAGACAGUUAUGAAUAGAAGACAAAUUGUUAUGUAGAAGAAAAAAGUCCUGUUUUUUUGGAGAGCUUGAUAUUGUUCAGAAAAAUGUAGUAUUUGUUUACUGCUAUUUUAUGCAUCCAACUACUUUGUAUUGAUAAUCUAGUUUUAUUUUAAACACUUAAAAUUUAAAAUUACAUUCUUAUGUUCUGGUAAGAAAUUGCAAAAUGUUCAUUUAUUUGGCAUUAGUAACAUUUGUGACUAUACUGUUAUGCUUGAAAUGUGAAAGUGUGCUUUUGAAUUUCUAUAUUAAUUGGUACUUAAAUCUCUGGCUACAAGGAGAAUCUAACAAGUAUUUAACACUAGGUAUUUUUGUUUGUUUGAAAGAGAUCAUACUUGUUUUAAAAAUUGUUCUGUUGGGUUUAUAAAAGAAGUAUGAUGUGCUAGUAUUAUUUUGAUAAAUUUAUAAGUUUUAAGUCUUAUGGAAAUUCUUGGCAGAUGGAUAUUUUUGGUGUACAAUUUCACAUAACCUGACUCUUGCCAUGGUUCUUGAGGUAGAUAACGUUUGGAACUUGAAGCCUAGGUCUCCUUCAUUUUUGAAGAACAUUAAUCAUUGUAACGUUGUCCUCCUCAGAAUUAAGGCAGAAUGAGUUUAUGAGAGAUUCUAGCCAAAGAUUUGAGGACUUCUUUUCCUAGAAGAUGAAACAUGAAGCCCUGUAAGCAAUGGAGAGAGAGUUAAUGUGAAUGUCAGAUUAUAUUACUUCUUUAGUAAAAUCAUCAGACAUUCAGUGACUAAAUAUCAAGCCUGUUGAAAAUUUUCCACACUCCUGAAAUUAAUUUUCAUAACAGAUGGUGCAGCUUUCUGUUUCACCUUGUGCCUUCUUUCCUUAUUGUGUUUGUGUAUAUACUCUACUUGUAUAUAUGUAUAUAUAUAUAUAUAUAUAUAUUUCUUAGGCCUGUAUUUUACUUUACCUACAAAUAUUCAUAACCCAACAGUAUAGUGUCUUUCGUUCAUGUAGAAAUGGUCUUAAGCCUUGUGUUGUUGUUUUUAUUAGUCACUAGUAAACUUCAGUAUUUUUAUCAUUGCAUUAGUUAAAAAUCUUGGUGAAUUUAAAAUAACAGAUUCUUGUAUUUUAUAUUGAUGUGAAAUUUUCCGGAAUCUUCUGUGUCUUAUCUACGUGGGUGGUUGUAAUACCUUAAUUUCAGGAAAGAAAAUUCAGAAACAUCAUGUGUACAGAAUCAUAUAAGUUAUUUUGUACCACUUGGUAUCAAAAAUCUGUGAUUUGUGGCCACCAGCGCCACCUGUCAAAGACAAUAUUUGUUAACGAUAUGAUUAGCUUGGUGUUACUGUUCUUUUUAUCCUUCAAAAUUCUCUCCUAUUACAUGGGUAAGUCACAAUUUUUAUAUAAUUUGAUGUGCUGUAUAUAGUGAUUGUUCUGGGGAUUGUUCCUUAAACUGCCUUUCAACUUCAGAAUAUCUCUGUGUCCAACAGCUUUAUGAUGUCAUCUAAAUGUAAUUAGUUUUGUACAUAUACAUCAUUAACAUUGUAUUAGUAUCAUUAAUGAAGGACUUCCAAUUUAUCAUUUAUCUUGUUUAGUGACCGUUGCUUUUUAAACAUUCUAGUUACUUGUGUAUUCUAAAAUUUUGUUGACUGAUUCGUUGACGAAGUGAACGCGAACGUCAAGGUUGCACGAUGUUUUAGUUUAGAAUUUUUUUUUUCUCUCGUCCAUUAAAAGUAAGAAGUUUUGAAUAUUCUUUCUCCCCAUUAUACCUCAAAUGGUGGUAUUUAUGGUUUGUAAAGUCAACUGAAAUUACCAAAGAAGGACAUUAAAAUGGUCUGUAGCCAAAAA
Limulus polyphemus (Atlantic horseshoe crab) is the source of this 8815-nucleotide messenger RNA. RefSeq names its product dedicator of cytokinesis protein 11-like (gene Ziz). NCBI's taxonomy places the organism in Eukaryota, Metazoa, Arthropoda, Merostomata, Xiphosura, Limulidae. The record is from RefSeq and is a predicted model, not a curated record. Gene Ontology annotation, molecular function: guanyl-nucleotide exchange factor activity. Gene Ontology annotation, biological process: positive regulation of GTPase activity; small GTPase-mediated signal transduction.